Messenger RNA from Varroa destructor (honeybee mite), 6685 nucleotides. RefSeq names its product inositol hexakisphosphate and diphosphoinositol-pentakisphosphate kinase. Lineage: Eukaryota; Metazoa; Arthropoda; Arachnida; Mesostigmata; Varroidae. Gene Ontology annotation, molecular function: inositol hexakisphosphate kinase activity; 5-diphosphoinositol pentakisphosphate 1-kinase activity. Gene Ontology annotation, biological process: inositol phosphate biosynthetic process; inositol metabolic process. The record is from RefSeq and is a predicted model, not a curated record. Gene Ontology annotation, cellular component: cytosol.
ACCCGUGACCAUUGAAUGCCCUAUGUCUAUUCAGCUUACUGGUUCUGUGAGUGUCUAGUGGAGUCCAUUGUUAUGUUAUUACAGUUCUUUGUGUCGCCCCCCCACAGCAGCUGCAUUUGAGCAUCUGAACGCCAACCAUCCAUGAGAAAGUACAGUUGCAGCUGAUGUGAGUGGGUGACAAAUUCUGUAACACGACGAGCAGCAACUGAGUGAUACCGUCGCGUCGUUGAUAAUAUCAAAGCUGAAGAUACAGUUGUUUCCUAAUACAUUAUGUUCCGCCGUUCGAUUAUGCACUGUUGACUCACACGUGAAUGUCGCAUUAUUGGUCGGAAGCGGCGCCCCGAAGACACGCGGAAAGUCGCCAGCAUAUCUCGAAUGGUUAUGACGUAGGGGCGUUAACGUUUUCUUUCUGGGACUCUAGGCGGGCGUAUCCACGCAUGCUAUUUCGGACAGUACUGUCUAAAUCGGCUCGCAGGAAACAAUGCCCCACAAUAGGGGGUCUCAAUGGUCACAGGGGUCCAUAGAUCCCAGUGCUAUGGAGGAAGACGGUGAAAACUACGACGACGAUUGUGAGGUCUGCUGCGAAAAACGCGUCAUCGUGGGCAUCUGCGCCAUGGCAAAAAAGUCGCAAUCGAAGCCAAUGCGAGAGAUUCUCACUAGGCUUAGCGAGUUUGAGUAUAUAGAGACGCUUGUGUUUCCCGAGGAGGUGAUCCUGAACCAACCAGUUGAAGAAUGGCCAUUAUGCGACUGUCUCAUCUCGUUUCACUCGAAAGGUCAGUCGGGAUUUCCGUUAUCGAAGGCUAUUAAGUACGCUGAACUGCGUAAACCGUUCACGAUUAAUGAUCUCUACUUUCAAUACGACAUUCAGGAUCGCCGAAGAGUCUACAAAAUUCUGGAAGAUGCCCGCAUCGAAUUACCUCGAUAUGCCGUUCUCAAUCGAGAACACCAGGACGAGAUGCUGGAGUCCGAAGAUCACGUUGAGGUAGGGGGUGUCGUAUUUAAUAAGCCAUUCGUCGAAAAACCCGUAUCUGCUGAGGACCACAAUAUUUACAUUUAUUACCCGACAUCAGCCGGUGGCGGAUCUCAGCGACUGUUCAGAAAAAUUGGUUCCCGUUCGAGUGUCUAUUCACCCGAAAGUCGAGUGAGAAAAUCGGGGUCUUUUAUCUAUGAGGAGUUCAUGCCGACUGAUGGAACAGAUGUCAAAGUAUACACGGUGGGUCCUGACUAUGCGCACGCGGAGGCUCGAAAAAGUCCAGCCCUCGAUGGAAAGGUCGAACGUGAUAAAGAGGGCAAGGAGGUCCGUUAUCCUGUAAUCUUGACAAACGAUGAAAAAUUAAUCGCUAGAAAGGUGUGCCUUGCCUUUAAACAGACAGUUUGUGGAUUUGAUCUUCUACGAGCCAAUGGCAAGUCUUACGUAUGUGAUGUCAACGGAUUUUCAUUCGUGAAGAACUCUAUGAAAUACUAUGACGACUGCUCAAAAAUUCUGGGUAACAUGAUAUUGCGGGAAUUGGCUCCGCAACUACACAUCCCAUGGUCCAUGCCGUUUCAGCUGGACGACCCUCCAAUCGUGCCGACGACAUUUGGCAAAAUGAUGGAGUUGCGAUGCGUUAUUGGUGUUAUCCGACAUGGAGAUCGAACACCAAAGCAGAAGAUGAAAAUGGAAGUGAAGAACCACAAAUUUUUUCAAUUGUUCGAAAAGCAUGGAGGCUACAAGGAUGGUCAUAUCAAACUGAAGAAACCGAAACAGCUGCAAGAGAUAUUAGAUAUAGCGCGAGAGUUGUUAGCACAUAAGGAUAACGAUAGCGAAGUCGAGGAAAACCGCUCGAAGUUGGAGCAAUUGAAGUCAGUAUUGGAAAUGUACGGGCACUUCUCUGGCAUCAAUCGCAAGGUCCAGCUGAAAUACCAGCCCAAAGGCCGACCUAGAAAUUCUAGUUCAGAUGACAGCGAAACCCCACGCCAGCCUUCAUUGGUACUCAUUCUUAAAUGGGGCGGUGAGUUAACGCCGGCAGGUCGGGUUCAAGCGGAAGAACUUGGCCGAGUUUUUCGGUGCAUGUACCCUGGCGGAGGGGGCGAUUAUUCGGGUAGUCAAGGCCUCGGCCUGUUGAGAUUACACUCAACUUUCCGGCACGACCUCAAAAUUUAUGCGUCUGAUGAAGGGCGUGUAUCAAUGACAGCAGCGGCCUUUGCCAAAGGCCUUCUUGCUCUAGAAGGUGAGCUCACACCCAUUCUCGUUCAGAUGGUGAAAAGUGCAAACACAAACGGGCUUCUAGAUAACGACUGCGACGCAGGGAAGUUUCAGAAUAUGGUGAAGCAGCGUCUGCAUGACACGAUGCAGGUGGACCGGGAAUUUACAGAAGAAGACGUCGAGCGGUUAAAUCCUACGAAUGCUGCUAGUAUCGAACAGGCGAUGCGGUUCAUCAAAAACCCCCUCCGGGCAUGUGAACACGUGUUCGAACUCAUUCAGGAAUUGACGAAUGUGAUUAAAAAGAAAAAGGAUGACGAUAAAGGCACGUUAUACCACGGAGAGUCAUGGGACCUAAUGCAACGACGAUGGGCAAAGCUUGAGAAAGACUUCAAGAUUAAACCCGACAAAUUUGACAUCUCAAAAAUUCCUGAUGUUUACGACUGUAUCAAGUAUGAUCUUCAACACAAUCAGCAUACGUUGCAAUUUCAACACGCCGAAGAGCUCUAUAUGUACGCCAAAGCUCUAGCCGACAUUGUUAUUCCACAGGAAUACGGCAUAAGUCGGCAAGAAAAACUAGCUAUUGGCUUAGGAGUAUGCGCACCGUUACUCAAGAAAAUCCGCGCUGAUCUACAUCGAAACACGGAUUUGGGAGGUGAGGGCGGCGAAGGAAGUGAGGGCAAUCCCACCCAGGCUGAGAGUGAAAACCGACUAAACCCACAGUAUUCGCAUGGGGUAUCCUCACCCGGACGACACGUCCGCACCCGGUUGUAUUUUACUUCAGAGUCACACAUUCAUAGUUUAUUGACGGUUCUUCGGUAUGGCGGCCUGGUGGACAGUGGGCGGGACGAACAAUGGCGCCGCGCACUCUCGUACGUCUCUGAGGUGUCGGAGUUGAAUUAUAUGACCCAGAUAGUCAUUAUGUUGUACGAAGACGAGACUAAAGAUGUGUUGUCGGAGGAACGUUUUCACGUCGAGCUGCAUUUCUCGCCAGGUGCAAUGUGUUGUGUACAAAAAAAUCCACCGCCGGGACCCGGCUUCCGCCCUCAAAGUCAGUCCGAGCGAUCAUCGUCUCCGAUCAACGGCGAUUCUUCGCCUUCACCUGAAGGGUCACAGAUCAACUUGGCGGCUUCGGGAAGUUCCGGAGUAAAUGGCUCUAGCGGACAGUCUGACAUUCCAGGCAAGCAUGAUUCCAACGCUACCCUUACUGCAGCUACACCUCAAAGCAGGUCGUCGCAAGAUCUCCAAAAAACCGAUCUCAGCCAAGUUGCUCUUCCCAUUUCUCCUGGUAGCACCCCUAAACGCCUACCUUUCACAAUGCCUCGUGCUGCUCGUGCCGGUGCAAUUAGCACAGCAUCAGCGGCUAGCAUAUGCACAUCUACUACUUCUGCCAUAGUCUGCACAAGUUGUCAAAACAAUUCUCCUCCAAGCGCGGCCUGCACCUCGCCUUCGUCUGCCGCAUUCCCACCCACCUCCCGUCCACCUUCUGGUAUCCAGGUGCUUCACUCGCCCCUGGCUAACGCCGUUGGUAGCUCCCCGACUAGCCGUCCGUUAUUGACUAACAUAGUUCCGCCCGUUGACUCUUCCGUGCAUUACUCCGGCUUGUCGGCAUGUUCCGCCGAUGGCACCGCUACCACCUUAAUCAUCACCAAAACUGCUACAACGAUUGCCGUCAACCCAACGACCCAUAUGGCCAACGGUCGCCGGAUGCGUCGUUGUCGUCGGAUCUCGUGCGGCACUUCUCGGGAUCCGCUCUACACCAUACGACCCUCACCUUCGUCUGCACCGAUCGCAUUAUCUGCAACAUCUUUACCGACCACGAUACCAUCAUCUUUUUUGAACGUAACGUCGCGUCGGAAAACAAUUCGCAAUGCGACAUCAACGUCGCUAUAUUCACAUGCCACGCUUGGUCGUUACUGUUGUAGAUGUCUGUCGCCUCCAUCACCCGAGAGCCAGCUAACCGAAACAGAGGAUGAUGACGAAAUGCCCGGGGGCUACAACCCAUACCACACGGUGAGUGGGUACCCGAUGGGCGUGUCACCAUUUGGCCCCCUGGUCCUUAGCGGCCUAGAGUCGGAGUCGACAGGAUCAAACGGCCCUCCGCAACAGCACUACAGCUCGCCCUCGGCUUUUCUUAGCGCGUUUCGACGGACCAAUACCAUUAACAAUGCAAAUAUUGGUAACAACGGCAACGCUAGCAAUUCAGCUGGCACACGGCCACGUCCCUUGUUCAACGUCAAGCCGGUAUACUCAGCUGCCGGUAAGCUUUUUAGCACAGCUGUUAUCUCGGGUUCGAGUUCGGCACCCGACCUUCGGGCGGCUCUACUUCCGGGCACAGCAGAGGGACCACUUCGAGUACCUUCGAUUCGCCCGCUUGAAACACUACACAACGCACUCAGCCUUUACCAGCUUGACGUCUUUCUGUCGAAGGUGACUUCAAGCACAUAUCGAACUAUCCUGAUGUCAUCGCAGGCUGCCGUUAGCUCGUCAGGCGGGAGCGGCUCAGGUGUAAAAGGCAGCGGUACCGCAGUAGGUGUAGGCGGUAGCUCCGGUAACAGUACAUUGCCACCUGUGUCCCCCUCAACAUCGUGGCCAGCCUGGCCUCUCGGUUCAGGUCCACCUUCAUUUGUCUCCUCUUCCGGACCCUCAACCCCGACAUCAUCCAUGCUCGACAUCUGGAUGCGUCUAAAACAGAUCACCGAUUCAACCCAGCCAACUCCAAGUAGUACAGGUGGUGCUAGCAGCGUAGUAACGGGUCCUGAUUCACUUCCAUCGAGUAGAAAUUCUUAUUCAACACCUCCAUCGCCGCAUGAAAACCGACAUAAAGGAACCACAACACCUGCGGCGCAUUCGACCUCUUCAGUGCCCUCAGGACCUUUUGGAAGUGGCCCUGUUAUUAGCGAUACUCACAGUGAGACUGAAGAGUUCCCGGCAGAAAGUGGACCGUAGCCAUGAAAGAGUAGCGACAGUAGUUGAUGCAAAGGGCUAACGUCAAUUCGCUGCAAUAAAGAAACGAGCUUAACUUUAUCUAACGGCACGUAUAGGCACAUAUUAUAUUAACGACAAAGCUAACCAUAGUAAAUCAACAUGCCUUUGUGCCUGGACAGAAAUUUUUCAAAAUAACGUCGAAACCGUACGGAUAUUAUCACAUCAAUACACCCAACUAAUGUGGUUGCAAUAGUAGAUCAACUAGUUAUGUAAGUAAACUAGCAGAGUGUCGCAGUUCGUUUGUAACACAAUAUGUUAGUUGUAGGUGAUGAAGUUUUACGCGAACUAUUCAAAAAGAAAUUGAAACUUGCUAUGGGUCGGAGAAAGGAAAUUCAUAGCUCCUAUGCAUGGAUUGUAAAUAUGCUUAUUUUUUAGAUAGGCAACAACUCUCUGCUCAUUCCUCGUGCAUGAUAACAUGUCGGAGCCGGAUGACAAACUUACCAGGCAAUGAUCUCUGUCCAAACAAGAUUUUCAUAACUCUGUAAGAUAUAGCAUCCCAUGAGACAAAUAGACAUUAGAUCUUUGUUGUGAACGUGGAAUUUUUUACUUUUUCAGCUAUUUUUUAAAUUACGUUUCAAGAUCCAAUUGUACCGCAAAUAUUAUAUCAAUUAUAAGUAUUAAUAUAGAUAGUGUAGUUAGGAGAGCUAAAAAUUCCGAUAUUGAGCGCGCGGGAUCCUUCUAAUUAAUUCAUUUAAAUGUUAUCUAAUUUACGGAACAAAAAACAUCUCUAUUCUAUCGUGGGACCAUCCAAAGAAUACAGCAAAAAGAACUAUGACGCUAUGAGAACAAUGCGUUUUAGUUGAUCCUAGAACAAUUGUUAAAUUUUAGUUCUACUGAUUUCAUAUUUUUUGGACGGAACAUUAACGGUUCGCUUUAGUUUAUUUAUUUUACAAGGUACAUGUUGAUGCUUUUGCGAAAAAGUGUGAGCGUUGUAAGGUCGAGGCUUAAAGUAAACAGCCCGUAUGUAAAUCUAGUGUAUAUAGUAGUGAUAAAAAAAUAAUUUAGAUUAUGAAAUUAUAGCGUAUUUUUAUUCCAACAUCGAAGCUUGUAAUAUAUAUGUUCUUUUCCCGUUCUUUAAACCUCGGCAUAACGCAUUAUGCUACAGCCUUCCCAAGGCUUACUAAUAAUUAUAUUAUAUAUAAAUAUAUUAUAUAUAUAUCACAAUAUGUACACGACCAACCUAACAGAAUUGGGUUGGCGUAUUCAACAUAAAUAAAGAAGGGGUAGACAUUUGCCCACUAUUUUUUGUCAUCGCCAUUUUCUUGCCUGCAACGAUAGUGUACGUUUAUUGAAAAUGCAUGAAUCCAAAAAUUACUACAUAAAGCAGAUUUUGUACGUUAGAUCUUAGCUUAGGAUCUAUGCUCUUUGUGCGAAAAGCGAAAAAAAAAAUCGUCCUUCUAUGUUUGAAAGCUUUUCGCAUAGAGGGCGGAGAUAGUAUUAGUUCAUUUACGGUAACACAUGGUAAAUCAUCUUCAGGCCGCCAUCGUUGACUUAAAAUCUGUGACUCGCUUUGUA